AUGGCCUCCGAACUGAGCAACGCCAUGCAAGCUCUGCACCUUGCCAGCGAUGGAGAUGACGGUACCUCCUUCGAUGCUAUCGACGACAUUUUCGACAAAAUCAUAACCCCUAACUCUAAUUCCAACCCCGAGACCCAAGACCCCGCCCGCCUCCGCGCCGAACUCGAAGCCAAGUACCUCACCCCCUCAGCCACGUUCUCCGACGAAUGGCUCGACAAGCUCCAGCAACGCUGGGACACCCCCGCCGACUACUCCCUCCUCUCCCGCAUUGCGCCGACCCAGUCACGCAGCGUCACGCGCUUCAUCCGCCACGGCCUUGAGGGCCGUGUCACGGGAUAUCGAAAUGUCACCGUCCCUGCAUCACACGCCACGGCCAAGUCGAGCACGUCCAUGCUGCGGAAGCCGGCGGGACGCGCUGAUUUUGUGCGCGGGGCCGCUGGCUUUUUCCCGUUUGCGCCUGGCGGGUUGGACGGGAUUGAGUCGACGGCUGCGCUGGAGGAUCAGUUGCGGGGUGGGGCUGGGGAGGCAGAUGAGGGGGAUAGUAGGAAGAAACUGGAAAGGGUGAUUAAGUUGGGGGAGGGUGGGCUGCUAGAGGUGGCUCCGGGCCUGGACAGGGGGAUUGAUUUCAGUAAGAGGCGGAAGGCUGCCGACGCGGAUAGCGAGAGGCAGGCAAAGGAGGUGGAAGAUGUGCUGGAUCAGGAGCCCGAGACUGCCCCUGAUGGAGGAGAAGAGGCCGACGGAGAUAAGGCCCGGCCGGCCAAUGGACAAAAGGGCGGCGAGGAGGACGACGACGUAGACUUGGAAGAUAUUGACUCCAUUCUGCCCGUCGAAUUCCCCGCCCUCGAGCCCCGCGGUGCACUAGCUGCUUCUAGUGCUAGGAAAGCUGGUCGCGAGUGGGCUCAUAUGGUCGAUAUCAACCGGGAGAUGCCCAACUUCCGGGAGUUGGUCCCGGACAUGGCGAGGGAAUGGCCCUUCGAGCUCGACACUUUCCAAAAGGAGGCUGUUUACCACCUUGAGAACGGCGACUCGGUUUUUGUGGCCGCACACACGUCAGCCGGGAAGACGGUCGUGGCGGAAUAUGCCAUCGCGCUCGCGGCACGGCACAUGACCAAGGCCAUCUACACGUCGCCCAUCAAGGCCCUGAGCAACCAAAAGUUCCGCGACUUUAGGCAGACCUUUGACGAGGUCGGCAUCUUGACGGGCGAUGUGCAGAUCAACCCCGAGGCGAGCUGCCUCAUCAUGACGACCGAGAUUCUGCGGAGUAUGCUCUACCGUGGGGCUGACCUGAUCCGAGAUGUCGAGUUUGUCAUUUUCGACGAGGUUCACUACGUCAACGAUUUCGAGCGUGGUGUGGUCUGGGAAGAGGUCAUUAUCAUGUUGCCCGAGCACGUCUCGCUGAUCUUGCUCUCUGCCACGGUCCCGAACACGCAUGAGUUUGCGUCAUGGGUCGGUCGGACGAAGCAGAAGGAUAUCUACGUCAUUUCGACGCCAAAACGGCCGGUACCCCUGGAGCACUACCUGUGGGGCAACAAGAACAUCUACAAGAUCGUCGAUUCCGACAAGAAGUUUGUGGAGAAAGGCUGGAAAGAGGCCGACUCCGCAAUUCGGGGGAAGGAUAAACAGAAGGCGUUGCCGCCAGCAGGGGCACCGACAGGGCGUGGCGGCGCCAACGCCCGAGGUGGCCGUGGAGGACCGCAACGGGGCGGUAAUCCGCAGCGCGGAGGCGGACGAGGUGGGAAUCAACAGCGAGGUGGCCGUGGCGGGCCUCCCAGGGCAAGUCACGCUCCGGGGCAUAUGGGACGUGCAGGGCGGCCGGGUGGUUACACGUCGGCUGCCCAGGAUAAGAACGUCUGGGUUCAUCUUGUUCAAUUCCUGAAGAAGGGGAACCUCCUUCCUGGUUGCAUCUUCGUCUUUUCGAAGAAGCGGUGCGAGGAAAACGCCGAUGCGCUCAGCAACCAAGACUUUUGCACCGCGCAGGAGAAGAGCGCCAUCCACAUGACCAUCGAGAAAUCGAUCGCACGCUUGAAGCCGGAGGAUCGGGUCCUUCCCCAAAUUAUCCGGCUCAGGGAGUUGCUCUCACGCGGUAUCGCCGUGCACCAUGGUGGCCUGCUCCCCAUUGUCAAGGAGCUCGUCGAGAUUCUGUUCGCUCAGACUCUGGUUAAGGUGUUGUUCGCUACUGAGACCUUCGCCAUGGGUUUGAACCUCCCUACCAGAACUGUCGUUUUCUCGGGAUACCGGAAACACGACGGUCAUUCUUUCCGAAACCUGCUUCCCGGAGAGUACACCCAGAUGGCCGGGCGAGCUGGGAGACGUGGCCUCGACACCGUCGGCUCCGUCAUCAUUGUCCCACCGGGCGGGGACGAGGCACCGCCUGUGACCGACCUCCGACAAAUGAUCCUCGGCGAGCCUAGCAAGCUCCGGUCACAGUUCCGGUUGACCUACAACAUGAUUCUGAACCUCCUCCGUGUGGAGGCACUCAAGAUCGAGGAAAUGAUUAAGCGCAGUUUCUCAGAGCAUGCCACCCAACAACUCUUACCUGAGCACGAGAAGGCCGUCAAGCUUUCCGAGGCCGAUUUGGCCAAGGUCAAGCGGGACCCCUGCCCAAUCUGUGAUGGCCACAUGGACGCGUGCCACCAAGCGGGCGAGGACUAUAAACAGUUGACCGAGGAGCUCUACCGCAUGCUCUUGGCGAACCCAAUCGGCCGCAAGAUGUUUAUGCCUGGGCGGCUGAUUGUCUGGAUGAAGGACGGCGUUCGCACACCUGGUAUCUUGUUGUCCGAAGGGGCGAGUGUCAAGAGCAGCGCGGCGAACCCCACGCUGCACGUUCUUGAGAUCAAGACCAACCGAGAGACGCGCAACGAUACGGAUAUUCUUCCCUUCAUACCGGCGUUCCGGAAGCACUUCACCCUAUUGCCCCAGGCUAAGAAGAACAUCGCGACCAAGACCCUGCACAUUCCCAUCACCGACAUCGUGUGCCUUACCAAGCAUAUCACCAAGGGCAUUUUGCCCGACAUUUUCGGUGGUGAAGGCUAUCCAAAGGCCAAGGAGAGGUUACAUCAUCUCUGCAGAACAUGGAACUCGGAUAUCUGGGACGAGAUGGAUCUCGGUCGCAUCCGGAACAUUGCCGUCCACGAGGUCGCCACGAAACGACACGCAGCCGAGGUAGCCGCGCUCAAGUCUCCCGCGGUCGACUGCUGCAAACUCUUCCUCAAACACUACGCCAUGUGCCACGACCAGUGGCUCAUCCAAACUCACAUCCAGCAGCUCCGCCAGAGCUUAUCCGAACAAAACCUGCAGCUGCUGCCCGACUACGAACAGCGCAUCCAAGUGCUCAAGGACCUCUCCUUCAUCGACGACGCCACCCGCAUCCAGCUCAAGGGCAAGGUAGCCUGCGAGGUGCACUCCGGUGACGAGCUGGUGCUCACGGAGCUCAUUCUGGAGAACGUGCUUGCCGACUACGAGCCCGCGGAGAUCGCGGCGUUGUUGUCCGCCUUUGUGUUCCAGGAAAAGACCGACUCUAUCCCGCGACUGACGGCCAACCUUGAGCGAGGCAUGAAGACCAUUGUGGAUAUCUCGGAGAAGGUGAACAAUAUCCAGACCUUGCACCAGGUCAUCCAGACCAGCGACGAGGGCAGCGAUUUCGUGUCGAAACCGCGCUUUGGCUUGAUGGAAGUUGUGUACGAAUGGGCCAGGGGGAUGAGCUUCAAGAAUAUCACGGACUUGACGGAUGUUUUGGAGGGGACGAUUGUGCGGACCAUCACCCGGCUGGACGAGACGUGUCGCGAGGUGAAGAAUGCGGCGAGGAUUAUUGGCGAUCCGGCGCUGUACAUGAAGAUGGCAGAGGCGCAGGAGUUGAUCAGGAGGGAUAUUACCGCUGUGGCGAGCUUGUACAUGUAG
Messenger RNA from Dichotomopilus funicola, 3897 nucleotides. Its product is annotated as NUC185 domain-containing protein. Bases 1 to 3897 code for a protein of 1298 amino acids. Gene Ontology annotation, biological process: nuclear-transcribed mRNA catabolic process, 3'-5' exonucleolytic nonsense-mediated decay. Gene Ontology annotation, cellular component: Ski complex. The transcript has a single exon. Lineage: Eukaryota; Fungi; Ascomycota; Sordariomycetes; Sordariales; Chaetomiaceae. Gene Ontology annotation, molecular function: RNA binding; ATP binding; RNA helicase activity. The record is from RefSeq and is a predicted model, not a curated record.